AUGGAAAUUAUGAGACAAAGGAAAAUAAGUCAACAGUAUCAAGACAAGCCAAUUGUUUUCAUCGACAAAGAUGUGCAAUCAUUACUUCAGCCACUGAACCUAAUGCAAAUUAUUUGGGGCUAUCCAAAAUAUAGAAUUGUUAACAAUGUAAUAACUCUUUGUUUUGAUACAAAUAUGGUUUAUGCUAUUAGGAUCAUUACGCUUUUAAAAGAUAAAGUUUUUUUGUGGAAUACUCAAGUGAAAAAUGUUCAGAAUAUGGCAGAGAGUGAAAAGAAAUAUUACUGCCAAAAUUUAUUUAAGACUUACGAUGAUAUAUUGAAGUGCUACGAUAUCUAUAGGAUAUGUUACCAGCUACAAAGGACCAGAAAAGAUUUUCCAAAAAUAUAA
This is a messenger RNA of Spodoptera litura, 387 nucleotides long. The record is from RefSeq and is a predicted model, not a curated record. Lineage: Eukaryota; Metazoa; Arthropoda; Insecta; Lepidoptera; Noctuidae.